This is a messenger RNA of Polyodon spathula (Mississippi paddlefish), 5943 nucleotides long. Its product is annotated as protein RRP5 homolog. The record is from RefSeq and is a predicted model, not a curated record. Gene Ontology annotation, molecular function: protein binding; RNA binding. NCBI's taxonomy places the organism in Eukaryota, Metazoa, Chordata, Actinopteri, Acipenseriformes, Polyodontidae. The coding region runs from base 120 to 5603 and encodes 1827 amino acids. Gene Ontology annotation, biological process: rRNA processing. The transcript has 36 exons. Gene Ontology annotation, cellular component: small-subunit processome; nucleolus; nucleus.
CCGACCAUAGUCUGAUGGUGUAUUUCCGGGGUCAUUGACAUGGUGAGCCACAUGUGAAUCUCACGAUUGGGAAGAAUUUAUAAUCUGGAAUAAGGGAAAGUUGCAAGAGACAUUGAAACAUGGCCUCGAGUGAGGAAGACUUUCCCCGGGGAGGGACAUUCAAAAAGCCAGGUGAUGGACACGCUGUAAAACACUCUGUGGAACAAGACAACCUGUUUGUGUCCCACGAUCCUGAACAGAGAAAGAAGAGAAAGACGGAUAAAGGAGGGGAUGAGAAGAAAGAAACAAAGCAAAAUACAAAAGAGGAAUUCCUCAAACUCAACGCAGGGAAAAAUGUGGAAAUCCUUCAUUUCAAGAAACUCACAGUGGGAACACUGAUCCUGGGCUGUGUGAAGGAGGUGAAAGAUUUUGAGCUGGUGGUGGGCUUACCAAACGGACUCACUGGGUAUGUCCAGGUGACCAGCAUCUCUGACGGGUACACCAAGCUGCUGAACGACCAGGUGGAUGCUGGGGAGGCCAUGGAGGAACUGUUGACCCUUGCCCACCUCUAUACACCUGGCAUGGUGGUUAGGUGUGUGGUGUCCACCCUGGGAUUGACCAAAGAAGGCCAUCACAGUAUCAAACUGUCAAUCAACCCCAGAGAAGUCAACAAGGGUCUGAAUGCUGCCUCUCUCAAGCCUGGCAUGCAUAUUUCUGGCUGUGUUGCAAGUAUAGAGGAUCAUGGCUUCCUGAUCGAUAUUGGCAUUGGCAGAGCGAAGGCUUUUCUACCCAGACAGAAAGCCCUAGAUGACCUCAAGGCAACAGAGCAGGGAGGGGACCUGCAGGUCGGCCGGUAUCUGAACUGCCUGGUGGAGGAGGUGAAGAGCGAGGGCCGCAUCGUACGCUUGUCUGUCAAUCCCAACGCCGUUGCCAAGGCCCUUGCAGAUAAAGAGCAAGGCUGGACCCUCAGUAACCUGCUGCCUGGGCUGUUGGUGGAAGCUCAGAUUAAGAAGUUGACCUCUCAUGGGAUCACACUGGAGUUCCUCUCCUCAUUUAGUGGAUCAGUAGACUUCAUGCAGAUGGACCCAGAGAAAGAGAAAGUCUACCGGCUAGGACUCCAAGUGAAAGCCUGUGUGCUGUAUGUCCACCCCUCCUCCCGGACUGUGGGGUUAAGCCUGCUGCCCUGCUUCCUGCAGCCCGGCAGUGUGGUGGAGCCUCUGACGAGUGCUCGGAUCGGGGAGGUGGUUGAGGGCUGUACAGUCAAGGCUUUCCACCAGGACGCCGGCGUCACUCUGCUGCUGCCCGAUGGCAUGCUGGUUUUUGCACAUAAAAAUCACCUGAAAGAAACCCUGGAGCCCUUGAAAACCAACAAGAUGGGAUCAGGAUCCAGCCACACGUGCCGGAUCCUAGAUUACAGCCCCAUGGAUCAGGUGGCGCUAGUGAGUCUAAGGAAGAGUGUUAUCGAAGCUCCUUUCUUGAGAUACCAGGACAUUCUACCAGGACAGCACAUUGGGUGCAUAGUGAUUUCCCUGGAGCGUUACGGGAUGCAGGUGAAAGUGACGGAUCACAUCCGCGGCCUCGUCCCACGAACACAUCUGGCAGACAUUCUCCUGAAGAAUCCAGAAAAGAAGUACAGCCCAGGGGAUGAGAUCCGGUGUCGGGUUCUAACCGUGAUUCCUGACACAAAGAGGCUGAUCCUGACCCGGAAGAAGGCUCUGGUGGAGUCCAAAUUGCCACUGAUCUGCAGCUACGAGGAUGCUAGGCCAGGCCGGGUGGCACACGGCUACAUCGUGUGUGUCAAGGACUUUGGCUGCAUCGUGCGCUUCUUCAACGAAGUCAGCGGGCUGGUCCCUCGUCACGAGCUGAGUACGGAGCCAGUACCGUUUCCUGAGAAGAUCUUCUACAGUGGGCAGGUUGUCAAAGCGAAAGUGCUGAAGUGUGACCCUGAGCAACAAAAGCUGCUGUUGUCCUUCAAAGCCACAGGGGGCAGUGUUGCUGCAGAAGUAGCCAAGGUGCAGCAGGCCCAGGGGAAAGAUACAUUUCACUUUGAAACUGGGAAGAUUGUAAAAGUGACGGUUGUGCGCAAGACUAUCGAUGGACUGGAUGUUUCAAUUCUUCCAGAGGAGGCGUCAGCUUUCCUGCCCAUGACGCACCUCUCUGACCAUGUGUCCAACUGCAGGCUUCUGUGGGAGGGACUUGGAGAGGGUGACAUCAUCUCCAAUGUGAUGUGCCUGAGCAAAAACAAGGAGCACAUUAUACUUUGUAAGAAGCCCAUUAUCAAGGCUGCGGUCGAGGAAGGUUAUCCAGCCAAAGACUUUUCCGAAGUCCAGUCUGGAAUGAUGCUGCCUGGAUUCAUAAAGAACAUAAUGCCUUAUGGAGUCUUUGUGGAAUUCCCCUAUGGACUGAUGGGAUUGGCACCCAAAUCUGCUAUGUGUGACAAGUUUGUGACGAACACGAGCGAUCAUUUCCAGGUAGGGCAGACAGUGCUGGCCAAGGUGACCAACCUGGAUGAGGGGAAGCGGCGGUUCCUGCUGAGCUUGAAGGUGUCGGAGUGCAGCUCAGGGGAGGAGUGGGGGCAGGAGAGCCUGGAGCUGCUCAGGCAGUGCCUGGAGGAGAGGAGGGAUGUGUGCAGCAUGAUGACCAGCAGAGGUGAUUCUGAAGUGGCCCAGAACCUUUCCAAGCUGGUGUUGGGGCAGAAGUUAAAACUGGCCGUAGAAGAAAUGAAGGAUGAUGGGACAGCUUACUUUAAAGCUAGCCAGGUUGCUGGAGCAACAGCGUCAGCCACAAAGCAUCACCUGACUGGUGUGAGUCUUGACCUGGGACAGAAUGUCACUGCGGUCAUCCUGUAUAUUAAUCACCUGACCUCCCAGGUCCACCUCUCUCUCAGAACGGAGCUGGUCAACAGCAAAACCAAGCAGCUGAAGGAGAACACAACACAUUCAGCCACAGUCCAGCAUGUGGAAAAGGACUUUGCCAUUGCAUCGUUAGCCGAGACUGGUCAGCUGGCCAUAGUUCCUGUGGCAGCCCAUCUGAACGACACCUUCUGGUUUGAAUCUGAGAGAUUGUCUGUUGGACAGACCCUGGUGGUCUCUGUGAGGGAGCUCAGCUGUGAGGCUGUCGGGGGUCUACCCUUAGUGGUUAGGGGUCCAGGGAAAGCCAAGCGAAAACAGAAAGUCUCAGAAAGCAAUGAGGAGGCGCCCAGAGGCAUCCAGCACUCCUGCUGCCUGGGUGAUACAGUGAGCGGGACUGUCAAGUCCAUCCAUCCCACCUAUGUCCUCCUGGCUUUGGAGAGGGGUGUCACAGGGAGCAUCCAUGCGUCUGAGAUAUUGGAAACCGUGAAGCCCUUCAGCUUCCCCACAUCCUCCCUGAAAAUGGGGAUGAAAAUCACAGCCAGAGUAAUUGGAGGAAGAGAGGCUAAGAGUCAUAAGUUUUUGCCAGUCACCCACUCACACUUUACUUUCACAAUACCGGAACUAACGGUUCAGCCAAGCAAGCUGAAGGGAGAUUGGAGCAAGGAGGUGAAGGACCAGCCGUUGUCUGAGAAGCUGAAGAGCUACCAGCCCGGCCAGGAGGUGACCUGCUUCGUGUCGAAGUUCAACAGCCUCAAGAAAUGUCUGGAGGUGGAGGUGACCCAUGAUAUGCGUGGGGCAGUGGAGCUGCUGGCAAUGACCUGUAAACCCAAGGAUUUGAAACGCCCGGAGAAGCUGUUUAAACCUGGACAGGCACUGAAUGCCCUGGUCGUCUGCAGCAACUCCUCUAAGACCCGGCUUUGCCUCUCCCUCUCAGGAGUGCACUCCCUGGGAGAAGGUUCUCUGACUCUGGGGACGGUUACAAAGAUCACUCCACAUAUCGGCCUCGUUGUCUCCUUGCCGUUCCGGCAGAGUGGUCGAGCUGGAAUCCUGGACCUCAGUGACACAUACACAGCAUCUCCACUAGACCAGUUCUAUGUUGGCCAGACCGUCAGGUGUUGUGUCCUAGCACGAGAAGAUGAGAAAAUCCAUGUGUCUCUCAGGCAGUCCAGGACAAACCCAAUAAGCAAUCUCAAAGGGAGUGACCCUGAAAUUCUCUCCAUUGAAGAUCUAAAGAAAGGGCAGAUUGUACGAGGCUAUGUCAAAUCUGUAGGAGAUGCUGGAGUCUUUAUUGGCCUGUCCAGGACAAUCACUGGUCGAUCUCUGUAUCAACACGUCACAAACUACUUUGUGACUGAUCACAGUGUCUACGUGAAAAACAUUCCACUCGGCAAACUGCUCACCUGCAAAGUUCUGAGUGUGGAUAAAAAACAAAAUCGUGUGGAAUUGUCUCUGCUCCCAGAGGACACUGGGGAACCGGACGUUCUCCCAGAGUCUCUUCGGCUUCCUUCAAGAGAGAAGGGAGAACAGAAGGAGAAGCGGCAGGGGUUCAAGAAAAUGCAGCAGAAACGAAAGAGGGGGGCCUCCGAGAGCGAGCAGGAGGUUGCAGUAGAGAAUAAGAAAGUGACAAAGAGACAAAAGAAAUCUGAGGACAAAGACAAUGGAGUUGAGGUUUAUUUCCGAGAAGAGGAAGAACCGCAAAAGCAGAAGAAGCCGUCCGUGCACAGUAAGAGUGAAGCCCCACCCCGGCUCCAGGUCUCCGCAGGGUUCUCCUGGGAUGUUACACUGAGCUCUCUGCAGCCAGUUGGGAUGGGGGGAGGGGCACCUGCCUCAGACAGUGAGGAGGAUGAGGAGGUGGUGAAGCCCCAGAAAAAGAGCAAGUGGGAGAAGAAUGUGGAGAAGCAGCGGCAGGAGAAGGAGCUGUCGAAGGUGGAGGGCGAGCUGAUGGACCCAGGGAGGCAGCCACAGACCGCCAACGACUUCAACCGGCUGGUGCUGGGCUCCCCAGACAGCUCCAUCAUCUGGCUGCAGUACAUGGCUUUCCACCUCCACUCUACUGAGAUCGAGCAGGCCCGCGCCGUGGCAGAGAGAGCCCUCAAGACCAUCUCCUUCCGCGAGGAGCAGGAGAAGCUGAACGUGUGGGUGGCCCUUCUGAAUCUGGAGAACAUGUACGGGACUGAGGAGAGCCUGAACAAGGUGUUUGAGAGAGCGGUGCAGCACUACGAGCCUCUCAAAGUGUUCCAGAGCCUCGCUGACAUCUACACCAAGUCUGACAAGUACAAGCAAGCAGAGAGCCUGUACAACACCAUGCUGAGGAGAUUUCGCCAGGAGAGAUCAGUCUGGCUGAGCUGCGCCGCUUUCUACUUGAGACGGGGCCGCACGGACGAGACCCACAGACUGUUACAGAGGGCACUCAAGUGCCUGCCAGACAAAGAGCAUGUUGACCUAAUCGUGAAGUUCGCACAGCUUGAGUUCCGGUUUGGGGACGCGGAACGGGCCAAGUCCAUGUUUGAGAGCACGCUGGGUAACUACCCCAGACGCACCGACCUGUGGUCAGUCUACAUCGACAUGAUGAUCAAAUACGGCAGUCAGAAGGAAGUCCGGAGCAUUUUGGAACGAGUGAUCCACCUGAGCCUGGCAGCAAAGAGAAUUAAGUUCUUCUUCAAGCGCUACCUGGAGUACGAGAAGAAGCACGGCUCUGCUGAGAGUGUGCAGGUGGUGAAGGAGAAGGCCAUGGAGUAUGUGGAAGCCAAGGGCUCCAGCGCGGAGAGCUGACCGCAACCUCCGGACUGCUCACCCCAGAGAAACUGCAGCAAGUACAAACCUUCCUGAAAACAUCAGCCAGCACUGCCUUGACUGCUACAGAUUCACACCCAUCCUGGAUCAGAGGGAAACUAGGAUGUCUUUCCUUAUCCCCUUUUAGGGGAUGAGGAAUUAAACCAACCUCGUCUUCUGUCAAUGUUUCCUGUUCUCAGGAUGAAAUCACUUAUCUUGACCCUCGCCGUUCUGUAUGUUCUGCUAUUAAACGAAAGAACUUUUAAGAUGUCGUAUUCUCAUUUAGCUUUGGUAAUAGUUUACCACCUCUUAUAAAAGAUAAUUAAAUUCAUUUGAAAAA